Molecule: messenger RNA, 2775 nt
Organism: Lepus europaeus (European hare)
Lineage: Eukaryota; Metazoa; Chordata; Mammalia; Lagomorpha; Leporidae
Gene: HTRA4
Product: HtrA serine peptidase 4
Exons: 9
Coding region: 101-1543 (480 amino acids)
Biological process (GO): proteolysis; positive regulation of apoptotic process; programmed cell death
Cellular component (GO): extracellular region
Molecular function (GO): serine-type endopeptidase activity; protein binding
Source: RefSeq, a predicted model, not a curated record
GGCGGCGUCCCAGCUCAGAGAAAGUAUUGCUCACCCAGAGCCACUUCGGGGCCAGAGUGAAGCAACUGGAAAAGUGGACGCAGGCAGAGAAGGGAGCAGGAUGCCCAGACCGCAGCGGCUGCCCGCUGGGCUCGGGCCACUCCUUUGGCUGGGGCUGCUGCUGCUGCUGGGCCCCGGGCCUGUCCCCAGCGUCGAGGCGAGGAGGUCCAGGGCCUCGAUGCCCUGUCCCGCAACCUGCGAGCCGACGCGCUGCCCGCCGCUGCCCACCUGCUCCUCGGGGAUCACGCCGGUGCUCGACCGCUGCCGCUGCUGCCGCAUCUGCGCCGCGGCCGAGGGCGAAGCGUGCGGCGGGCUGCGGGGCCGGCCGUGCGCCCUGGGGCUGCAGUGCCGCGCCGAGCGCGUCGGCGGCGCCUGGCACGGCACCUGCGGCUGCCCGGCGGUGGGGGCGGCCGUGUGCGGCAGCGACGGGCGCACCUACCCGAGCCUGUGCGCGCUCCGUGCCGAGAACCGCGCCGCGCGCCUCCGGGGCGCACUGCCGGCGGUGCCCGUGCAGAAAGGGAGCUGCGGGGACCCAGGGACCGGAAGCGCAGGCCGGCUCCGGAGCAAGUACAACUUCAUCGCCGCGGUGGUGGAGAAGGUGGCGCCGGCUGUGGUUCACUUGCAGCUGUUCCGCAGGUCCCCUCUGAGCAGCAAGGACAUUCCCGCGUCCAGUGGCUCCGGGUUCAUAGUGUCAGAGGACGGACUCAUUGUCACCAACGCUCACGUGCUCACUAACCAGCAGCGCAUCCAGGUGGAACUCCAGAGUGGGGUCCAGUAUGAGGCCACUGUCAAGGACAUUGACCACAAAUUGGAUCUUGCCCUGAUUAAGAUUGAGCCAAAUACUGACCUUCCUGUACUGCUGCUGGGAAGAUCAUCUGACCUUCGGGCUGGAGAGUUCGUGGUGGCCUUGGGCAGCCCGUUUUCUCUGCAGGACACAGUGACUGCGGGAAUUGUCAGCACGACACAGCGAGAGGGCAAAGAGCUAGGGCUGAAGGAUUCGGACAUGGACUAUAUCCAGACCGAUGCCAUCAUUAACCACGGGAAUUCUGGUGGGCCUCUGGUGAACUUGGAUGGGGAUGUGAUCGGCAUAAACACGCUGAAGGUGACCGCAGGCAUCUCCUUUGCAAUCCCCUCAGAUCGCAUCCGACAGUUCUUGGCCGACUACCACGAGCGCCAGUUGAAAGGAAAGUCUCUUUUACAGAAGAAAUACCUGGGUCUGAGGAUGCUGCCCCUCACUAUGAACCUUCUUCAGGAAAUGAAACGGCAAGAUCCAGAUUUCCCUGAUGUGAGCUCCGGGGUUCUAGUAUACGAAGUGAUUCAAGGAACAGCUGCUGAGAGCUCUGGGUUAAGAGACCACGAUGUGAUUGUCAGCAUAAAUGGGCAACCUGUUACUACCACCACUGAUGUCAUCGAGGCUGUUAAGGACAAUGAUUCCCUUUCCGUCAUUGUUCGUCGAGGACGUGAAACCUUGUUGCUGACGGUCACACCUGAAAUAAUCAAUUAAGUUUCUUGCUUUAAAGAGAGCUUAUCUCACAAAACCAAAGUUAUAUUAUCUGGUUUGUAUUGAAGAUGUGCCAAAGAUGGUAAAAGAUUUUAAAAUCUUUUGUAUAAAGACAAAUGGAUGCUUUCACCACAUACAUGUCCAGAGAUCAUUAGCCUGGGGGUGCGGGUGCUGAGAAGCCUUAUUAAGCCAAGUGGAAGAAGGAUGUGGAGCCAGGAAGUCUGGGGAGCUGAUAAAAUUUUAUUCAAAGAAAAGAAAUAACUGAAAAAAAAAAAAAAAAAAGCACAGUUGUUAAUUUAACCUUGACAGAGGGAUACUUCAAUGUUUUUAAUUUUCUUUAUAGGCACAAACUAGAUCAACACGCAGAUACACAAAUACACCUAUCUACCAAAUAUUAAAAAAAGAAUCCACCUGAAUCUGGGUUGUCCAGUUUUAAAUAAUACUCGGACUCAAUCCGUUCUUCAGGUUGUAUCACAGUUGGCUGGGGUUUGUGGCUAGCAAAGAAUGGGCAUCAUUUAGAAAUCAAAUUGAAAUAGACAAUUACAGGUUAUCACACAGGAGUAUUACUGAUGAUUCUCAAAUUGUCACUGUAGCAGUGGAAACAACUUUGGUCUCCAACAGCUUUUCUGACCUUGGGAAAGACUCCUAUUUCAUAGCUUCUAGAAUAAUUUACAGACUUUGAGCUUUUAACCCAAACUUUUCUUCCUGACAAGAUUAAUGAUUUAGCUGGCGCCGUGGCUCAACAGGCUAAUCCUCCGCCUAGCGGUGCCGGCACACCCGGUUCUAGUACCAGUUGCCCCUCUUCCUGUACAGCUCUCUGCUAUGGCCGGGAGUGUAAUGGAGGAUGGCCCAAGUGCUUGGGCCCUGCACCCCAUGGAAGACCAGGAUAAGCACCUGGCUCCUGGCUUUGGAUCAGCGCAAUGCGCCGGCUGCAGCGGCCAUUGGAGGGUGAACCAAUGGCAAAGGAAGACCUUUCUCUGUCUCUCUCACUGUCCACUCUGUCAGAAAUAAAAAAAACGAAAACAAAACAAACAAAACAUUAAUGAUUUAAAAUCUUGGAGCUGCCAGUUUAUUUCUCUUAAAGAAAACAACUUUUGAUGGCAUUUAUGAAUAUCCUUAGGGAGAUUUAAAGAUGCAUGUGGGAUGAGGCGGGACUUUUGACUUAAAGUAGUAUUUUAUUUGGGGAGCAAUUUUAAUUUUAGUUUCUGUUGUUUCCCAGACUACCCUUAAAAGUG